ACAAAAACGCUCUCUCGUAAAGAAUCAUUUUAUGAUUCCUAAUUCACUUUGACUAAAUCUGACCUUGUAGUCAGAGGAUAGCAGUUUUUCUUCAUACCACUUCAAACUGAUCGAAUCUCAUGUCACAAUGCCUGCUGUGUUGUUGGUGGCUAUAAACAUUAUAAUGAAUCUUUAAAUCAUGUGCAAUCUCCAGUUAGUUCCUGAGAAGUGUGGUUUGCCAUUUGAAACAUCUCCAGCAUAAUAACCAUCACUCAAUCCUCUCUUAUCCUUAUCCUUCCAUUUAUUAUUCUCAUUUCACCUGUUGUUAAAAUGUGAUUAUUCUUGGCGGUCAUGCUAUCCUAAAUAGCAUUAAAAAAAUAGGGAAUAUAAAAAUGUUAAUCGCUUGAUUCAUUGAAUGACUUGACCAUGCUUAAUUUAUUGCAUUGGAAAAUUGCCAUCUACUGAAGCAGCUAAUCAAUUAAGACAAUACAUUGAUAAUCAGACGUGACGGAACAAAUGCAUUAUGAUCUCACAUCUAAUUACAAAUUGUUGAUGGUUUAGUUACUCCCUCAUAUCGCAUUCAUUUUCCAGCCUUGAACCUUUGUCAAAAACCAAAGGAUUUGCAGAUUAUGCGUUUGGUAUCUUCUUUCUUAUUGUGUAAAAGGUGUUUCACAUUGUGAAAAAUGUCUACCACACCAGAAAGUCCCUCUCAUGCACCAUGCAAGGCCAGCACUGUUGCUGCUUAUGGGUUUCUCUUUGCACUUCAAAAACAAAGAGACAUCAUCCGUCCAUGUAAACGGGUCCUCUUCUGUCCUUUCCGUGAAACCCUGAAUUCUUUGUAGUACAAGACAAGAUGCUUCUUCAAAGAGCCAUACUACUUUGUGAGAAAGUGUUUCUUUCAGAUUGUAUCUGCAAAAAUUGACGUGACCUUUAGCAUUACACCCCAUUCACACGGGGCCUCGGCGUCAACGACUCUCGUUUACUUUGAAUGGAGUGACGUCAAGCGUUGCCGAACUGAAUUGUGGGUCCGUUGCGUCGCGUCGGGUCCUUUGCUCGCAGCAGAAGUUGAAAACUUUUCAACUUUUCAUGCGCCAACGCAGGCGUCAGCCAAUCAGAUCGCCUUAUGCAAAUACCCUGGUGCAGACGCUAGCCAAUUGCGAUCAUGCAACACCAGAAAACUAAUGUGAUUGGUUGUUGUCACUAUGACGGUCGCACCAGCACCAAGCUUCAGAAAUGCCCUCCAUCAAGCACCGACGCCCCAUGUGAAUGUACCAUUAAACUUUUGAACGAGAUGUUUGCACCUCCUGUGGCUAAUGGGAAGAACAGACCAACCACACUUGCUAGCAGUCAAUUUAGUGGUUCAGGUAUGGAAGAACGUAGUAUUCCCUGGGCUGCUGGAGAGCAGAACAGUCCCUCUUUUAACCAGAACUAUGGAGAAGGCUCACACUACAAUCAACACGAUGGACUAUCUUCCCCAUUCCUUGGCACAGGAAUUAGUGGAAAGAAUGAAAGGGGUCCUUACUCUUCCUUUGGGGGCCAGCCAGGGUUCCUGCCCUCAGACAUCACUAUGCCUUCUGCAGAUGCCAUGUCUCCAUCCGGACUGAAGUCUGGCUCACAGUUUUACCAGUCAUACCCCAACAACCCCCGGAGACGCCCCUCAGAUGGAAGCAUGGAUCCCCAACCAAAAAAAAUCAGGAAGCCGCCAGGACUACCAUCUUCAGUUUAUGCCGCCACCUCUGGUGAUGACUAUAUCCGGGAUGGUGCUGCCUACCCAGGCUCCAAACCUGGCUCUGUGUACCCAGGAUCUUUUUACAUGCAAGAGGGCCUACACUCCUCUUCGGACCCCUGGCCCCCCUCUGGAUCCAUAGGCCAGUCGGGAUACACGGCUAUGCUGGGGAAUUCGCCACACAUCAGUCAGCCAGGCUCCUUCUCUGCGAUGAACCCACAAGACAGAAUGAACUAUCCCUUGCAUGGAGCGGACGUGAAUGGUUUCCAUUCGGGCUCCGCGGGUUAUAGCCACACAUCCUCCAUGAAUGGAUCCGACAGCAUUUUGGCAAGCAGAGGUUCAGUCACAAGCAGCUCAGGUGAUGAGAUCGGAAAAGCUCUUGCUUCGAUCUAUCCUUCAGACCACAACAGCAACAACUUCUCCACUCCUUCCACUCCUGUGGGCUCCCCUCAGGGCAUUGCAACAGGUGCAGCACAGUGGUCGAGAGCUUCUGGCCAGGCUGCUCUGUCUCCUAACUAUGAGGGUGGACUACAUGCACUGCAGAACAAAAUGGAAGACCGGUUGGAGGAGGCCAUUCAUGUGCUGCGAAGUCAUGCGGUAGGUCAGGCCCCGGGAAUUCCUGGAGCACAUGCUGACGUGCACGGCCUACUGGGUGCCGUCUCCACACCCAGUGGAUCUAUGAGGGGUCUCCCUCAGGCCUACUCCAACCCAGGACUGCCUCUGAGCAACAGACACCCUGCCAUGGCUGGAAGCCAUCAUGAUGACCAUGCCUGCCUUCCUCCCAGCAGCACCCUGUUGCAGUCCGUUAAUGCUUCAGGCACCCCACAGCCUGGAGGAGCACCAGAGGGUUUUAGCAGUUUGCCCGGAGGCUUGGCCCACGCCACACAUUCGUCAAACAAAUCUGACGUCAAGAGGGAAGACAAGGAGGAAGAUGAGAACUCCUCUGUGGCCGAUAAGUCUGAGGAAGAGAAGAAGGAAAGUAAACCGUCUCGCACCAGAACAAGAAAGGAGGUGUUUACCCAUCAAGUCCUUUCAGGUGUAUCAGACCAGGGAGAAGAUCAAGACAAUGAAGAUGAUGAGGAUUUGCCGCCAGAGUUAAAGGUCGAGCGGGAGAAAGAGCGGCGAGUGACCAACAACGCACGAGAGCGACUGCGUGUGCGUGACAUCAAUGGGGCCUUUAAAGAGUUGGGCCGCAUGUGCCAGCUGCACCUGAGCAACGAUAAACCCCAGACCAAACUGCUCAUUCUGCACCAGGCCGUCAACGUGAUCCUAAACCUGGAGCAACAAGUCCGUGAACGCAACCUGAACCCAAAAGCGGCAUGUCUGAAGCGACGUGAAGAGGAGAAAGUGUCCGGGGUGGCUGGAGACACUCAAAUGCAGCUGUCCGGACCGCAUCCAGGACUGGGAGGAGAUGGACGCAUGUGAUCAUGUGAUCCAGUGAAAUGUCUUGGGGCUCCUGGAAGAAGUGACCUUGAAUCUCUUCCACCGUUCUCAUCCUCUCUGUGUGCAUCUAGUGACUUGGAAAGCAUAUCAUCCACGAAAUCAGAGAUGCACCCUCCAAACCUUUUUGGACACACGAAUCGACCCACCAAAACUGACACAGCAGAUUUUGUCCGUGAUCACUCUAGACCGUAAUUACCAGCACAAAUGUGAAGAACUCUUUCUCAAGUCAUUUUGUAUUUUUCUGCUUCCUUAAAACAAUGGAUCAUAGGAAUAGACAUGUUCUGACCACAACGGACGUUUUUAUUUUCCACUGCAGAAAGAGUUUUGAACGAGAGACGAGACGGAUGUCAAUUUAAUCAUGGAUCUGUGCCUAAUUGUUACGUUUUAUAAAAGACGCAAACUGCUUACUUGUAUGGAACAAAACAAGUUUGGGAGUUGGUUGUAUAUGAGGAUUUUUUUUUUUUCUUUUCAAAUGUGGUUUGUCAUUCCUUACUGAAAGGUACAGUCUUACAUGCGUUGUGUAACCAAACCCCAUGAGAAGUGGGGUGAACCUGUGGUGCUUUUGAGGAUGGCAUAUCCCAGCAUGCCACUGCUCUGUGGGCCAGGGCUCUUCUUGAAAGUGAGAAAAGCACACGGGCCAUCGCAGCUCUCCAGACUGUUUCAUUUUUUUUGGAAACAUCACACAUCAUCAGCUCUCACGAUGCCAUUGACUAGUUCAGCCAAUCGGAAGAACCCGCAUCAUAAAGGAGCGUGAGCUUCUGUUACUAUGACAACAAUUGCCUGGAUUCCAUUGCGUUCCCAGGCACGAAAUUGCCAAGUUGAUCUUUCACUUCUUUAUUUUUAUUAUUUUUCCCCGCCAGAACAUGUUCAUCACUCGCUCGCAUCGAUUCAUUGUUGCCAAAAGUCUGAAAGCGUACACAUGUCCACCUCAAACAUAUGUAAUGGAUAUUAUUUCAAUUUGAAGGGGAAAAAAAAGAAUAUUUAUAAAUAUAUAUUUUUCUUAGUCUAUAUACAUUGUAGAUUUCUAAAUAACAAAAACAUAUUAGUUUGAAAUGUAGAGUAUAUAGCGCAAGCGAACGCUCAGAGUCGCGUCGUACGAUUUAAAAAAA
Molecule: messenger RNA, 4257 nt
Organism: Sinocyclocheilus grahami
Lineage: Eukaryota; Metazoa; Chordata; Actinopteri; Cypriniformes; Cyprinidae
Product: transcription factor E2-alpha-like
Exons: 20
Coding region: 1142-3130 (662 amino acids)
Biological process (GO): regulation of transcription by RNA polymerase II
Cellular component (GO): transcription regulator complex; chromatin
Molecular function (GO): RNA polymerase II cis-regulatory region sequence-specific DNA binding; protein dimerization activity; DNA-binding transcription factor activity, RNA polymerase II-specific
Source: RefSeq, a predicted model, not a curated record